Penicillium malachiteum is the source of this 804-nucleotide messenger RNA. RefSeq lists its product as uncharacterized. The transcript has a single exon. NCBI's taxonomy places the organism in Eukaryota, Fungi, Ascomycota, Eurotiomycetes, Eurotiales, Aspergillaceae. The coding region runs from base 1 to 804 and encodes 267 amino acids. The record is from RefSeq and is a predicted model, not a curated record.
AUGCCAACCCUGUUACUUCCCUCUUCCGCUGCGGCCUUUGCGCCACGCUCCUCCCCGAAUGUCGUCUUGAAUAGGAAGGUUGCGCCAUGGUUGACGGCGACUCUUAAGAAAGUAAAUCGGGUCAAGCGUCCUCUGAACAACGUCACCCAACAUACCCGGUGCUUGACAGAGACCUUGUCGUCGCCAAAUGCGAUCUGGACCCUAUGCUCCAUGAUGUUUACCAAAGCUCCCGAAGCGGAACUACGGGAGGAUGAGGAUCCACUCAUCGAAGGUCUCUUUAACUAUCAGAUGAUCCAUAUCGAGGCCUACGUCGUACAUGUUGACAUGGUUUCUCGGAAUGAGGUUGCAUUCAAGCUGACCCCGGAGACAAUCGAGGCCUUGGUGGACUAUCAUAAAGAGAUCUACUCAGUGAAUACCGCUGCCAACACCUGGGACUGGUCGGGGAAGCAAAGCCAACUGAAGAAGCUACAGGAGGAGUUUAUACGAGCAGCUAACAAGUUCGUGUACCGUGCCAAUGCUGAGGCUCUGGAAGGAUUGGAGGGAGAUGGCGCCGGAGAGCUACUUUGUGGAUUGAGCGAGGAGGCAAAGCAGGCGAUAUCGAAUUUGUUCGUGCCCCUGCUUCCACCUUCACCACCGGUGGUGGAGGUCAUGCAUCUCAUUCCUCUCCUACCUCGCUCAACUUGCCCUGAAGUUUGGCAGCCUACUCCCAUCCCAGGGGCCGCAUCGAUCGAGUUAUCGAGAACAUUAUUGUGGGGUCACACCAGCACGGGUGAUUAUGAUCAGAAUCUUUGGGCCAGUCCCUAG